ACAUCCUAUCAAACAUCUAGACACUAUUUACAUUCAAACUUACAAGCACAACACUGUCUUAAUCGGCGGAAACCCUAGGCUGCAAAUGGCGAUGGCGAGCUUGUACAGGCGAAUUUUGCCUUCUCCUCCUGCGGUUGAUUUUUCUUCUUCCGAAGGAAAGAAGCUUUUUACAGAGGCCAUUCAGAAUGGAACCAUGGAAAGCUUUUUCAAGUUGAUUUCUUAUUUCCAGACACAAUCUGAACCUGCGUAUUGCGGUUUGGCUAGCCUAUCGAUGGUCUUGAAUGCCCUUUCCAUUGAUCCUGGCAGAAAGUGGAAAGGGCCUUGGAGAUGGUUUGAUGAAAAUAUGUUGGAUUGCUGCGAGCCUUUGGAACGGGUUAAGGAUAAGGGUAUCUCGUUCGGGAAAGUUGUGUGCUUGGCACACUGUGCCGGAGGUAAUGUGAAAGCUUUCCGGACAAACCAGAGCACCAUACAAGAUUUUCGGAAGUAUGUCAUGGCGUGUUCUUCCUCUGAUGAUUGUCAUGUGAUCUCUUCUUAUCGUAGAGGAGUAUUUAACCAGCAGACUGGAACAGGUCAUUUUUCCCCUAUUGGUGGAUACCAUGCUGAACGAGAUAUGGCAUUGAUUCUUGAUGUUGCCAGGUUCAAAUAUCCUCCUCAUUGGGUUCCCCUCAGCCUUCUUUGGGAAGCGAUGAAUACUGUUGACGAAUCAACUGGGCAACACAGGGGGUUCAUGCUUGUGUCGAGUCAUCAGAGAUCUGUGGGUCUGCUCCAUUCCCUGAGCUGCAAUCACAAGAGUUGGACUGUUACAGCGAAAUAUUUGAUGGACGACAUGCCAGUGUUAUUAACUUCAAAAACUUUGAAGGAUGUCAAUGACCUGUUGUCCACUGUUCUUACAUCUCUGCCAUCAGAUUUUGUGGACUUCGUAAAAUGGGUGGCAGAGAUUCAUAGCAAAGAGACAGAUAAAGGAAGGCUUAUUAUCAAGGAGGAGGUGUUGAAACAACUGGAAGAAACCAACCUUUACAAGCACAUUGACUCGAUUUUGUCUCCCGAUAAAAAUAUGUUUAAAAUCAAACAAUCUACAGAUAAGUGUUAUCAUUCGCCUAAUGUUGCUGCAAGCUUCUGCACUGAUGUCUUGACAGUGCUUCUACUUGCAUUGCCCCCGAAGACAUGGUCUGGUAUCAUCGACCAAAGGGUAUUGGACGAGAUAUCUUGCUUAGUUUCCGUGGAAAAUCUUCCUUCCUUACUUCAAGAAGAGGUUUUCAAUUUACGUUGUCAACUGCUUAUGGUGAAACAAUGCAGAGAUAACAAGCUAGAAGAAAAUCUAGUUCUCCAGUCGAGCAGCUGUAGUUAUCCUUAUCCGAGCCCGGGCUCUUUGCUCGACGAGGCAAUUUCCCUCGGAAGGUCUAAUGUAUAUUCGAGCCACACUUCGUAUCAGAAAAGCUCUCACCUGAUGACUUCUUGUUUGUUCAAAACACCUUUGUCGCCUGGCCACGGAGGCAUCUCUCUCGGAAUCAGUCGAAACAACGGCAAAUACCAUUCCGGGACAUCAUGGGAUGGAGGAAUUAGGCAUAUGAGGAUAGUCUGUCCAAAAAGUGUAUUGCAGACGAGGCAUAGUCUGUGGGCUAGAUGCCCCUGUGGUCUAUAA
This is a messenger RNA of Andrographis paniculata, 1642 nucleotides long. Its product is annotated as glutathione gamma-glutamylcysteinyltransferase 2-like. Gene Ontology annotation, biological process: cellular detoxification of cadmium ion; response to metal ion; detoxification of copper ion. NCBI's taxonomy places the organism in Eukaryota, Viridiplantae, Streptophyta, Magnoliopsida, Lamiales, Acanthaceae. The transcript is spliced from 9 exons. The record is from RefSeq and is a predicted model, not a curated record. Gene Ontology annotation, molecular function: metal ion binding; glutathione gamma-glutamylcysteinyltransferase activity. The coding region runs from base 86 to 1642 and encodes 518 amino acids.